CCUAAACCUUUAUUAUGCCAUCUCAAAGGUCAAAAAAUAUCCUUGAGGGUUUACUGUAAAUCACUCAAAUGUAACAGAUCUUAAUCCGCUUUAUCUUUCCCCACUCCAGUGCGUCUAGUGGGUCAACCUGUUAAUCUUAAAACCACCAGCCAAUCUGAUUCUGUUGACUGUGCAAAAAACGUCGAUAGGGGGCACUGUGGGACAUCCAGCCACAUGCUUUCAUUCUGUAUCUCUAUGGGGCGCGUUCUUUUCGGUCCCAUGCAGAUAGAAAACUAUAGAGCACAAAAACCUCUUAAUUUUCUGUUUUGUUUGGAUUGAUUUCGUGGCAGAUACAGAGCGUGUCUAUGUAGAGGUGAAUGGCGGGGAAGACGAGAGCUUCUGGAAGUUAAUUUUUGGACCAUUCAGAAUCCCCUAGGCAGCAUAGACACUUCGGGGAGUCCAGUCGAAACACUAACUUCUGUUAAGCUCUGCACACCGCGGUUCCUUUAGUUGAGGUGUAGGCUUUGAGUCAGUGGAUCUAGGCGACAGCUGGAAUGACUCCACCUGCAAUAUGCUACACGGUAGGAAUCUCUCCCAGCGUCAGCAUGAUAGUUUAUUAAUAAUAUCGGGCGUUUCUGUUUUUCAGAGGAUGAGUCCACUUGUAGUAUCUUCAUCCUUUACACAGCCUUCUGUUUCUACCUCACGUUAUUGUCUGCAUCCCAAUAGCAUGUAUAUUGCUGCCGUGGAGACUUGUAUCUAUGGAGUUACACUUGGAGAAAGUGACCGCGACAGGUUCUUCAAGCCAGUUGUUUCCAGACUUGGACAUGCAUGUAAUAUGCCGCGAUCUCCUGCUGUAGCAUCACACCGCCCUCCCCAGUCAUAGGGAAAUUAUAACGCUGGACUCCCCUCUGCGCGUUUGGCCAAACUCUUGUCCCGGGCAAUCUAAUGAUGAGAGAGAUACGUCGGAAAGACCAUGACAUGCUUUCCCCCUAUCACGGCGUCUCCCCCUCUGUAGAAGUGCUGUUGGGAAAGAGCCACGCUAUGACGGAGCAGGAAGGCUUCCACCGGAAGCCCGAAGAAAAUGGCGACGGAAGUAAACCGGAAGUUCCGAGGCGGCUAAAAAACAAGAGAGUUUGCCUGGCAGCGAAGAGUGUCCCUACCACUGCGGCUGCGCGGAAGUGAGGGCCGGUUGUUUUUCGAAGGGGUUACCGCACCAGGGUUGAAAUUCGGAGGCGAGUCGAGGGUCGGCGGGGAAGGUUGGCUCUUGCGGUCGUCGGGACGGGGCGUCCUUCUCCCUCGCCUUUUGCCCGUCGGAAAAGACGACAUGGACAUUCUGAAGGCGGAAAUCGAGCGGAAACGAAAGCUGCUGGAGGAGAAAGAGUUGUUGGCGGGCAAUAAAAAAUAUUUUAAGCGUGGUGAUUUGGCUAAGAAGGAAGAAGAGGCAUAUUUCCAGAGAUGUGGCUACAAGCCUGUAAGUGAGAAGCCAGCAGGAGAGAUACAGCAAGAGGAGGAAGAGGAGGAGAAGAAGGCAAUAACUUCAUCAAAUCCUGUGUUGGAACUCGAGUUGGCAGAGGAGAAGUUACCCAUGACUCUUUCUAGACAAGAGGUCAUUAGGAGACUGAGAGAAAGGGGGGAGCCUGUCCGGCUAUUUGGAGAAACAGAUUAUGACGCCUUUCAGCGGUUGCGAAAAAUAGAAAUUUUGGCACCAGAAGUGAAUAAGGGGUUGAGAAAUGACCUCAAGGCUGCUUUGGAUAAAAUUGACCAGCAGUAUCUGAAUGAAAUUGUGGGUGGCCAGGAGCAGGGAGAAGAUGACACACAGAAUGAUCUCAAAGUCCAUGAAGAGAACACAACCAUUGAAGAACUGGAGGCUUUGGGGGAAUCAUUAGGACAAGGUGAUGAUCAUAAAGACAUGGAUAUCAUAACCAAAUUCUUGAAGUUUCUUCUUGGAGUCUGGGCCAAGGAGCUGAAUGCCCGAGAAGAUUAUGUGAAACGAGGUGUACAAGGAAAGCUGAAUAGUGCCACUCAGAAACAGACAGAAUCGUAUCUGAGACCUCUGUUCAGAAAGCUUCGGAAAAGGACUCUUCCUGCAGACAUCAAGGAAUCGAUAACUGAUAUUAUCAAGUUUAUGCUGCAAAGAGAGUAUGUCAAGGCCAAUGAUGCCUACCUUCAGAUGGCUAUUGGCAAUGCGCCUUGGCCUAUUGGCGUUACUAUGGUUGGCAUCCAUGCCCGAACUGGUCGGGAGAAAAUUUUCUCGAAACACGUGGCUCAUGUUCUGAAUGAUGAAACUCAAAGGAAAUACAUUCAGGGCUUGAAGAGGCUCAUGACCAUUUGCCAGAAACACUUCCCUACUGACCCAUCAAAAUGUGUGGAGUACAAUGCAUUGUGAUGAUGACGAUCAGCUUCUGCUCUUGGAUGCCCAGACUGUGAGAGAAGAAAUUUUCUUUCAGAACUCUUGAUUUGGGAGUCUCAGUGGGGAUUGAUGGGAGAAGAAGCCUCUUGCUUAGGCUCAGGUUGACAUUUCACAGAUGUUAAUACUUAGAUUAUCUUUGAUCAUUUGUAUUGUGUUUAAGAGGGAGGAAGACAUUUCUGAGAAAUGUACACAGUUACUCCAUAAAAUGCUUUUGUAUCUGAAUAUUCAUUUUCUAAGAAUGUGAUUUUAUUCCCCCAAAUUCUCAGCUUGUGAGAUGUUUGAAAUUGAGCUGCUUUUGAUCCACUAGACACAAAGUUUCUCCACCCGCAAGUUUUGUGCUUCAUUGGCAGCAGCAUGUUUUUCUACAUUUUACUUAGGUUGCAGCUAAUGAAUGAUUAACUAAAUGCGAUCAAUUUAGGAUAUUGUAUUUUAAAAACUGUAAAUAAAUAGCUCCUUAGUAGUUUUGGUGUAAUUAAAUAAUCAUAUUAAAAAUUAAAGCCCCACCUUUACCCCAAAUCAAAACCAAAUCUGUAUUAUAAUCUGGUUCCAUUUAUUUUAGUCACUGAGCUCUUUGAAAAUGGAGAAGUGAUUACAGGUUGUGGGAAAUGUUCCUGUAGGAACUGCUUUGCAUUAGAGAUUCUACUCAAACGGUUUGCCAACAGACAUUGCUAGAAAAUCCAGCAUGCCAAGUUUGUUCCUCAGAAAUGUAUUUUCACAAGUCAGUAAGACUGGUUUGUGAGAGUACCAAGAGGGCUCCUGUUUUAAGCAGUCCUUCUUGGACAGCUGAGGAGAUGGGGAAGUGGCUUUCAUCAUUUUCUAGUAAAAAUAAGAAAGAGGGAGAUAAACUGCACAAGGCAACAAAGGUGUAUGGUUACUUCAUGUCAGGCAGGGUAUCGUCCUGUGCUGUUUGGCGCUUAAUUUUGUUUCUUGAAAGCAGCAUCCUGUUUCCAACAAUAUGCAAGUAGUUUCUAAAAUAACAGUGCAGCAAUGUAAAUAUAAGAUUGAAGGCUGAGUUUUCAGGUAAAAUAGCACUGUGAUGUGAUGGCUUAUAUUUGGUCAGUGGAAUUUAAGUGUCACGAAGUGUAGCCAGUUGGUAUUUGCUUAAUUUAUUACAACUUAGGGGGGUUUUUUUUGGCCUGGAAUGGGGGCAGGGACUUGUCAGGUUUUCUGCCUCAGGUGCCAGAAUAAUUUGACUGACCUUAGUACAGUGGUACCUCGACUCAAGAACUUAAUCCAUAU
This is a messenger RNA of Pogona vitticeps (central bearded dragon), 3628 nucleotides long. The record is from RefSeq and is a predicted model, not a curated record. NCBI's taxonomy places the organism in Eukaryota, Metazoa, Chordata, Lepidosauria, Squamata, Agamidae.